GUUAAUUUUGAAGAAAGUAACCCAACCUUCUAUUCCCUCCAAGCUAUAAGCAAGAUUGAAUAAAUUAUAAUUAAACCCUCGGAGCAAAUAUACAUACCUAACGAAAUAUGGAUGAGAACAUUCCAGCAGCGUUUUUGUGCAGUCUCAUAGGUCGCAACGUGCAUAUUAAAAGCAAGUGGGGGCCAAUCUAUUCGGGUACACUUGUAAGCUGUGAUCCGUACAUGAACUUGCAGCUAUCCGACGCUGUGGAGUCGGCGAAGGAAGAAACCAGUCUUGGGGAAAUGUUGCUCCGGCACAAUAAUAUACUCUAUAUAAGGGAAGCCCCUAAGGUAUAAUAGAAGUGAUAAAAAAAGCCUGUGGGCAACGUCUUACUCGUGUUCUCUUGACCACUUCGGUUUGCUUGUUUUGAUCGGUUUCGAUACAACAUGGACGUAAUGUAAGACCGUAUUAAUUUUUUGACUGUUAUCACAGCCCCCCCUCUCUCGUUUUCUCCACCAUCACUGUGUGGUGAAGGAAUAAUGGGAUUCUGCUUUCAGAU
Molecule: messenger RNA, 538 nt
Organism: Phytomonas sp. EM1
Lineage: Eukaryota; Euglenozoa; Kinetoplastea; Trypanosomatida; Trypanosomatidae
Source: the annotation of a GenBank genome assembly